Candidozyma duobushaemuli is the source of this 432-nucleotide messenger RNA. RefSeq lists its product as uncharacterized. The coding region runs from base 1 to 432 and encodes 143 amino acids. The transcript has a single exon. The record is from RefSeq and is a predicted model, not a curated record. Lineage: Eukaryota; Fungi; Ascomycota; Pichiomycetes; Serinales; Metschnikowiaceae.
AUGAACAAUUCCAAUAGCACCUCCGAACCUCCUUCUCAUAGGGAUCUUUUGAUCCAGGCUAAGCAGCAACAAAAGCAGGAUCUUGUGGAAUCCACCAGGCUAUCGGAAGCACUAGUGAAAACAGUGAAUGCCAUAGUCCGGGCGAACCUGGUGGCUAAUAAUCCCAACUGUCCGCCUCUUCUAGAUAAGAUUACCACAAUUCACGACCUCGAUCGGGAAAUCGACCGCCAAUUGAAGAAGGAUAUCUCAGUCAACUAUGAAAAGCUUGUCUUGGCUAAGGAAAAGCUAGGUCGAGAGAUUGCGAGGACUAAAAGGGCUUUGGAUAAGCAUCAAGAGUCCAAGGUGGAUUUGCUACAAAGACGAGCCGAGCAGCUGGACCAGGAACUACGAAUUCUUGAGAAUACACUUCUGUUGAUCAAGAGCCAACGAUAG